CCUACCUAGUCAAAUCACCUUCCAGUUUUCUCUGUGAACUUCUCUACCUUGAACAUUUUCUUUUAACUAUGCCUCAUCAUCCAUCCGAUCAACACUCCCACUCCAAGAACCCUUUCAAGCAAACACACGGUUCCAUGGCACAAGGUAGCAAAGAUACCGAGGAGCCGCAAAUCAGCUGGUCCCAAAUCGAUGCUAUGGAAGAAAAAGCUCGCAAAGAGAAAGAACAAGACGAGCCUAUCCUAGCUGCCAAUGCUCGAAGAAUGUCUGAUGCCAUUAGGGAACGUCAAAAGUCUCUUUAAAUGAAAGAAGUGAUUGCUUUUUGUAAUAGCCAUGAUGUGUGGCGCGACUCAAAUAAAAAAAAAAAAUUUGUACAAACUUGGUGAGCAAAGCCGUCUGCUGCAACUGAAACGUGUGUACCACCUCUUUUCGUUUCUUUUCUAUCCUCCUUGGUUGUUUUUUUUUCUAAUGGUUCAAACCGUUCCUUGCAAGUACAAAACCGGCAAGGUUUUGGGCAAUGGUACUUAUGCCACCGUGAAAGAGGCAAUGCACAUCGAAACUGGCAAAUACUAUGCUGUGAAAAUCAUUAACAAAAGAUUGAUGGAAGGUCGUGAGCAUAUGAUUCGUAAUGAGAUCAAUGUGCUGAGGAAAAUCUCUCAAAAUCAUAAGAACAUUUUAAGUCUGGUUGACUACUUUGAAACUCUUAAUAACUUGUACCUGGUGACUGAUCUUGCUCUGGGAGGAGAGUUGUUUGACCGUAUCUGUCAAAAGGGUAGCUAUUUUGAGCGUGAUGCUGCUCAUCUUGUCCGAGUCAUCGUCGAAGCGGUUGCAUACUUGCAUGAUAAUGGCGUUGUGCAUCGUGAUUUGAAACCCGAAAAUCUCUUGUUCCGCACACCUGAUGAAGACUCCGAUCUACUUAUUGCGGAUUUCGGUCUUUCACGCAUCAUUGAUACUGACAAAUUUCACGUUCUCACUACCACUUGUGGUACACCUGGUUAUAUGGCUCCAGAGAUCUUCAAGAAGACUGGCCAUGGUAAACCAGUAGACAUGUGGGCUAUUGGAGUCAUCACUUUCUUCCUUCUUUGCGGUUAUACACCUUUUGAACACGACUCUAAUAUCGAUGAGAUGCACGCUAUCAUGCAUGCCCAGUACAGCUUUGAUGAGCAAUUCUGGCAUGGCGUCAGCCCCCAAGCAAAAGACUUCAUAACCAAACUUUUAACCAUUGAGCCUGAUCUCCGACUCACAGCCCACCAGGCAUUAGAACACCCAUGGUUGCAAGUUGAAGUUAAGCCUUCUGCUGAGGAGGGUAAGGACUUGUUGCCCAAUGUUACCAAGAACUUCAACGCUCGCCGGACAUUCAAAAAGGCCGUCGAUAUGGUUCGCCUAUCGCAAUACCUCGGACACAAGCAUGCAGCUUCCAUGGGCGGUGGUAAGAGCCGACUCGACAGCACGCAUCAGGGUGUGCAAGAUUUGGAUGUACAGCCUGUACAGGAGGGCUUGGAACAAGUGCUCAUGACGACUGACUAGAAUUUUUGAAUCCCCCUUCCUCUCACCGCCUCUUUAUCAACCAACCAGUUCUAUUCCUGUUACUAUAUUGUUUUCCUCUCCUUCGCCAAAUGUCUCUAUUUCUCAUACUUUACUAUACUUGUCUUUAUGA
Umbelopsis ramanniana AG is the source of this 1654-nucleotide messenger RNA. RefSeq lists its product as uncharacterized. Gene Ontology annotation, biological process: cellular response to oxidative stress; protein phosphorylation. Gene Ontology annotation, molecular function: calcium/calmodulin-dependent protein kinase activity; calmodulin binding; ATP binding. Bases 331 to 1524 code for a protein of 397 amino acids. The transcript has 10 exons. The record is from RefSeq and is a predicted model, not a curated record. NCBI's taxonomy places the organism in Eukaryota, Fungi, Mucoromycota, Umbelopsidomycetes, Umbelopsidales, Umbelopsidaceae.